AUGUCCAAGAGCUGCCCCAAGUGUCAGUCUACCAACAUCGAGACGGAUGGUGCGCGAGGAGAGGCUGUUUGCACUAACUGCGGUCACGUGCUUGAGGAGUGCGCCAUCGUCUCUGAGGUUCAGUUCAGCGAGAACGCGGGAGGACAGUCGUCGGUAGUGGGUCAGUUUGUGCCCGAGCAUGGCUUGUCGGGGUUCCGAGGAGCGCCGGGCUACGGCGGCUUCUCCAAGGAGUCGCGCGAGGUGACGCUGGCCAACGGCAAGCGGAUCAUCCAGCACAUCGCGGGCUGCCUGCGACUGGCGAGCAACCACGUAGAGGUGGCUCAUCGGUUCUUCCAGCAGGCGGUGCAGAAGAACUUCAUCCAGGGGAGGCGAACCAACAGCGUGGUGGCCGCGUGCCUCUACAUCGUCUGCCGGCGACUCAAGACGUCGCACAUGCUCAUCGACUUCGCUGAGGUCCUUCAGAUCGACGUGUACGACCUCGGCAACGUCUUCCUCAAGUUCUGCAAGGAGCUUCACAUCAAGCUGGACCCUAUCGACCCCUCCCUCUACAUCCGCCGCUUCGCCUCCAUGCUCGAGUUCGAGGAGAAGACCCACCAGGUCGCGCACACGGCGCUUCGGAUCGUGGCGAGGAUGAACCGGGAGUGGAUGAUCACUGGGAGGAGGCCCGCGGGGAUCUGCGGGGCCGGGCUGAUCAUCGCGGCGAAGAUGCACGGGUUCAACAGGACGGAGACUCAGAUCGCUCAGGUCGUGCGGAUCUGCGACGGGACCCUCAAGAAGCGACUGAGCGAGUUCGACGAGACUGGCGCGUCCGACCUGACGGUCAGUGAGUUCAACUCGCUGUUCAAGGCCGGCAGUGCCACCGACUUCGUGGACGACGAGAAGUACAAGGAGGAGGAAAGCAAGUGGUGGUGGGAUAGCAAAUGCGCGCCUCCCUCCAUGAAGAACCAAACCAAGAAGAAGAAAAUCUCCUCCUCUCCCUCCUCCCGCUCGCAGUCUGUGUCGGAGUUCUCCAUGGAAGGGCUACAGGACCAGGUGAAGCAACUUCAUAUUCCAGUUGCCUUCCGCUUGUGA
This is a messenger RNA of Guillardia theta CCMP2712, 1071 nucleotides long. RefSeq lists its product as hypothetical. Gene Ontology annotation, molecular function: RNA polymerase III general transcription initiation factor activity; TBP-class protein binding; RNA polymerase III type 3 promoter sequence-specific DNA binding. The transcript has a single exon. Lineage: Eukaryota; Cryptophyceae; Pyrenomonadales; Geminigeraceae. Gene Ontology annotation, biological process: DNA-templated transcription initiation; transcription by RNA polymerase III; transcription preinitiation complex assembly. Gene Ontology annotation, cellular component: transcription factor TFIIIB complex; transcription preinitiation complex; nucleus. The coding region runs from base 1 to 1071 and encodes 356 amino acids. The record is from RefSeq and is a predicted model, not a curated record.